Molecule: messenger RNA, 921 nt
Organism: Nannizzia gypsea CBS 118893
Lineage: Eukaryota; Fungi; Ascomycota; Eurotiomycetes; Onygenales; Arthrodermataceae
Product: metallophosphoesterase domain-containing protein 2
Exons: 1
Coding region: 1-921 (306 amino acids)
Molecular function (GO): hydrolase activity
Source: RefSeq, a predicted model, not a curated record
AUGAAGACCAGAUUCCUGAUACUAUCGGAUACCCAUGCAAUCCCAUAUACGCCUCCUAACCAAUACGCUGAUGUGGCCUUACAUUGUGGUGACUUGACUGAGAACUCUACAUUGGAAGAAUACCGGUCAGCCGUGCAUUUAUUGAAGCAAGUAAAUGCCCCUAUCAAACUUGCUAUUGCUGGAAAUCAUGAUUUCACUCUUGAUAUUCCAUGCUACAAAUCGAGAAUGGAGCGAGCACCCGUAGAUAGGCAUACGCGGCUGAUGGAGGAAUUCGGUGAUUUCGGAGAAGCCAGGCGGCUACUUGAAGAUGCCGGUAUCAUCCUCCUGGACGAAGGAAUUCAUCGCUUUAACUUGGCGAACGGCGCCUCCUUAUCCAUAUACGCGAGCCCAUACACGCCAGCUUUUGGGUAUUGGGGGUUUCAGUACGAUCGAGAAGAGGGACACGAAUUCAAUAUGGAGGGAGUCGACAUUGCUAUGACACACGGACCCCCGAAGGGUUUACUUGACAAAACUAUUGUAUCAGAUGAAGCCGGAUGUACGAACCUCCUUGAAGCUGUAUCCAAGGCUAGACCAAAGAUACACUGCUUUGGACACAUACAUGAGGCUUGGGGAGCAAAACUCGUCACCUGGAAAAGUGCGAGUCUGCCCACUUUCAAUUCUAACCCGGUUGAUGAGGAGAAAUCGGCUUUGAUCAAUAGCUUAACCGGGGCGAGAGACUCUAACAGCCUUCUAGAUACGCUGAAGUCUCACCAAGAUCAAGGUUAUUAUGCUGUCAGUUACUGCUCGGAUGAUCAAACUCCAAUCCAGUCAGGUCAGCAGACCCUAGCCAUAAACGCGUCCAUAAGAGGGCGUGGCCGGAACAAUUAUCAACUACCGUGGUUGGUGGAUAUUGAAUUGCCAAAGGCCAAUUCAAGGGAUUGA